CAUCAAACAUUAGAGUGUGGCGGCGAGUCUACGUCACUCUGUUUCUUUCCCUCUUCCGUUUAUUAACACUCACACCGCACACUCUCUUCCUUCGUCUCUUUCUCUCUUCUUCUUCUUCUUCUUCUUCUUCGUCGGUGGGGGUUGGGUUUCAAGAUCCAAACCUCUUCCCAAUGAAGAACCUCUCUUUCUUCCUCAUCACCACCCUAUUCGCCGCCUUCUCCGCCGUCAGAUCUGAUCCCUCAGAUCACCGCUACAAAGAAGGCGACUCCGUCCCUCUCUACGCCAACAAAGUUGGCCCCUUCCACAACCCUAGCGAAACCUACCGUUACUUCGACCUUCCCUUCUGUGAACCAGGUGAUUUGAAAGAGAAGAAGGAGGCGCUCGGGGAGGUGCUGAAUGGGGACCGUUUGGUUAGCGCGCCAUACAAGCUGGAGUUCCAGCGCGACAAGGAGUCGAUUUCCGUGUGCAAUAGGAAGCUCUCCAAACAGGACGUAGCGCGGUUCAGAUCCGCGGUGAGGAAGGACUACUACUUCCAGAUGUACUACGACGACCUUCCGAUUUGGGGUUUCAUAGGGAAGGUGGACAAGGAAGGGAAGGACCCCAGUGAUUAUAGGUACUUCCUGUAUAAGCACAUUCACUUCGACGUGUUCUACAACAAGGACAGGGUCAUCGAGAUCAACGUGCGCACCGAUCCCAAUGCGCUCGUGGAUCUCACCAAGGAUUCUGAGGUUGAUGCCGAGUUUUUGUACACGGUGAAGUGGAAGGAGACGAACACGCCGUUCGAGAAGAGGAUGGACAGGUACUCUCAGUCCUCGUCGCUGCCGCAUCAUUUGGAAAUCCACUGGUUCUCGAUUAUCAACUCGUGUGUGACUGUGCUGCUCUUGACCGGGUUCCUCGCCACCAUUUUGAUGCGGGUGCUCAAGAACGAUUUUGUCAAGUAUGCACAUGAUGAGGAGUCUGCGGAGGAUCAGGAAGAGACUGGGUGGAAAUAUAUCCAUGGGGAUGUGUUUAGGUUCCCCAAGUUUAAGUCUCUGUUUGCGGCUGCGCUUGGAUCUGGCACUCAGUUGUUUACCCUUACGGUGUUCAUAUUCAUAUUGGCUCUUGUUGGUGUGUUUUAUCCAUACAAUCGAGGGGCACUGUUUACUGCACUGGUUGUCAUAUAUGCACUUACUUCGGGGAUUGCUGGAUACACCGCAACUUCAUUCUAUUGUCAGUUGGAAGGAACAAACUGGGUUAGGAAUCUGCUGUUGACUGGAUGCCUUUUCUGUGGACCUCUGUUUCUGACUUUCUGCUUUCUAAACACUGUUGCAAUUGCUUACAAAGCUACUGCUGCCCUCCCAUUUGGGACGAUUGUGGUUAUAGUUCUCAUAUGGACACUUGUUACGUCUCCUUUGCUUGUAUUGGGAGGGAUUGCUGGGAAGAAUAGCAAGGCUGAAUUUCAAGCUCCUGUUCGGACAACUAAAUAUCCAAGGGAGAUUCCACCUCUGCCUUGGUAUCGUGGAACAAUUCCUCAGAUGGCGAUGGCAGGAUUUUUGCCUUUCAGUGCUAUAUACAUUGAACUUUACUAUAUAUUUGCCAGUGUUUGGGGCCACAGAAUUUACACCAUCUACAGCAUCCUGUUCAUUGUCUUCAUCAUUCUCUUGAUUGUUACUGCUUUCAUCACUGUGGCAUUGACAUACUUCCAGCUUGCUGCUGAGGAUCAUGAGUGGUGGUGGAGAUCAUUCCUAUGUGGUGGUUCAACUGGGUUAUUUAUCUAUGCCUACUGUCUGUAUUACUACUAUGCACGCUCCGACAUGUCUGGAUUCAUGCAGACCUCAUUUUUCUUCGGAUACAUGGCCUGUAUAUGCUAUGGUUUCUUCUUAAUGCUUGGAACCGUUGGAUUCCGUGCUGCUUUGUUCUUUGUCCGCCACAUUUAUCGAUCCAUUAAGUGUGAGUAGGCAUUUUGUCCUCUCAACUCCACUAGAGCAAUUGUCUUCAUUUCAUAGGGAAUUCUGUAGAAAAUUAUAGUAAUUUUGCAGUUCUUUUGUGUACUAUAAGGGAAGCUGGUUUGGGUGGGUUUCUAGCUUCCAGAGCAACUUGUUAGAUGGCAAAGGGUGCUUCUGGGGAUAACGUCUGUGUACUAUCAUCUCUUUAACAAAACUCUUGCAAUACUUUUUGGUCCUUAUGAACGUUCUUCAACAUCUCAAUUUUC
Molecule: messenger RNA, 2191 nt
Organism: Glycine soja
Lineage: Eukaryota; Viridiplantae; Streptophyta; Magnoliopsida; Fabales; Fabaceae
Product: transmembrane 9 superfamily member 3-like
Exons: 7
Coding region: 171-1937 (588 amino acids)
Biological process (GO): protein localization to membrane
Cellular component (GO): membrane
Source: RefSeq, a predicted model, not a curated record